UACCAAGUAACGUCAAAAAUUCUCUCUGUGGUGGUCGAGCGAAAAAAAACUCGCGACGGUGUCGAUCAGUUGCGUACGAAUUUUGUGGACUAUUCCGGUGAAUAUCGUUUCCAAUUUAUUUUCGCUAAGCGAGCAGGGAACAGCCAUCCGUUUAAGCCGACUGGUCUCAUUUAGGAUCUGAACAAUUGUCUAGCAGGAACUGGCAGCAUACGAACGCAAUGCAACAGAACGUGGAGCUCGUGGUGGAACGGAGGCUUCGGCCUAUAUUUGAAUCCAUUGAAAUCGGUAACUACAAAAAGGCUUUGCAGGAUGUAGAAAAGGUGCUAAAGAGGAAUCCUACUAUUCAAUGUGGCCGAGCUUUGAAAGCAUGGGCUUACAUAAGACUGGGCCGCGAUGAGGAAAGUGCCACACUAAUUCGAGCACUUGAAAAAGAGACACCCACAGAGUCGACCACGCUGCACGUCAUGACCCUGUGCUACAAGGAAACGGAUCAGUUGGACAAGAUAUGUCAGCUAUUUGCUAGUGCCUCGAAGCAGCAUCCGGGAAAUGAGGAGCUGUUAUCACAGCUUUUUAUCGCCCAUAUGCGCGUUAACGAUUUCAAAGCUCAGCAGACGGUAGCAUUGCAACUGUACAAGCUGAAACCACGCAAUCCAUUUUACUUUUGGGCUGUGAUGAGUGUAGUACUCCAAGCUCUGCGUGGUCCAGAUUCGAAGGAUCCGCAAAAGUCAUCUCUGCUACUAGCCCUUGCUCAAAGGAUGGUGGACAAGUUGAACGCGGAAAAUAAAUUGGAAGCUUCGCAGGAGGUUCAACUGUAUCUUCAAAUUCUGCAGCACCAACAAAAAUACCAAGAAAUGUUGGAUUUUCUGGAGGGAUCGGUGUGCCAGAAGCUAUACCCAGGUGCUCCCCAUUCGAUCAAAAUUGGCCUGCUGAAAAAAUUAAACAAAUGGGCUGAUUUGAACAAGAUGAUGAAAGAAUUGCUGACAGAAGACUCGGAUCGAUGGGACUAUUACCAGGAUUACAUUCAAUCGACAUUCGAACUAAUCAAAAUUGAUGACAAGUCGCCUGAACCAGAUCACACAACCGACAUGUGCCACGAGUUUAUCUGCAGUAUUAUGGAGUCUCAACAACGCAAACAUCGUGGUCCCUAUUUAGCCCGGUUGGAAUUGAACCGAUUGAUGGUGGAAAAUAAAUACGAUAAGGAGCAAUUGUUUGGUGAGCUGACGGACCUACUGCUGGACUAUUUUCGAUUGUUUGGUGACAAGACUUGCUGUGCAAACGAUUUAAAAAUGUUCCUGGAAUAUGUAGAUCCAGCGAAACGGCCGGGGUUUGCCGCCAAACUGAUGCAAGAAUGUCGCAUCAACCCAGUGACGCUGCCGAGCAGUAAAGAACACAUGCAACGACACAUUUGUUCGCUACAGAUUGCUCGGUUUUGCGGAGCACAUGCCUCGCUUAGUGAGGAGCAUCUUUCAGCGCUGUACACGGCGCUAAGCUUACACUACGAACAUGGCUACAAUGCGUUUGGCCGAGGACUGCUACAAACUGAUAUGGGUCCAUCGGAUCCGUAUGCAAUGCUAGCAGUACAUAUAAUGUAUGAUCGUGCCUGGGCGCUGCAGCGCUCCGAGCCGAUAGUGGAGGCUCUCUGCCUGUUGAAUCAUUUGCUUUCCAACAGUGUCAAUAACUUUCACGGAAAACUACUCAGUUUGCAGUUAUACCACAGAUUGGGACUGAUUGAAACCGCUCACCGAGUGUACGAAUCUCUUGACGUCAAGCAUAUUCAGCUGGACUCGCUUGGUUAUCUGCAUUGUUCGCAAUUGUGCAACGGAGGUUUCCCGGCACUCGCCAAGCAACUUUUCGAUCAGACGCUCAACUUUUUCAUUAAUGACCACCAGAACAGCGUGGAGUUCCUUAAAACCUCGUACAACUUUGGCUCGUUUUCGAAACUAAUCGAAUUUUUAGACUUCAGAGAUCGGCUCUCGAAUAGCUUACAUUUCACACUGAUUUCGGUGGAAGCACUCUUACUGGAAAUUGUGUGUUUUAGUGGAACCUUGGCCCAAAAUCUCGCUGCAUACCGGUUGAUGCGAAUAAAACCCCAAGAGGAUCGCAUCAAGUGGAGCGAACUGAGCGACAAUCGUGAUUUGACCAUUUUCGUUCACUGGGAUCCCGUGGUGGACUACUCGAAGAUCCUCCCACCGGAAGGGGCAACGGAAAUGCUGAAGAACCAUGAAAGCUAUACCGUCAUUCUUGAGCCCAAAACGGUUGAGCAGCAGCGAGAGGAGUAUCGGGUGGAGAGUUAUAAUCAAGAGCUAGAGCUUCUGCAGUUGCGUUCAGUGAUGCUGAGGCUGGUUUCCUCGCUGAUCGAACUGCACACCAAGGGAGCGGAAGAGGAUUACAGUACCGCCGUUGAAAUGCGUCAGUCGUGGGAGGAUUUGUUUGCCACCGUUAGUUCCAAAAAACGGCAGUGCACGAGUGGAAAAUUUCUAGUCAAUUUGUUGCCGUCACGGUUGCAUUUACUGCUGCGAAUUCCAUACGAAAGUGUUUUCAAGCAUUUUGCUGAUUUUCUGUUACUUCUGUGGAAGGGUGAAAAGCACGACCUGAUACGAAACAGCGCCGAGUGCUGUGCGAAGGACAUUGGUGAGCUGUUUGCGCUGAUCGCGAGUUCCAUCAGCGAAUACAACAAAUCCGGCGAUUUGCUGUGGAACCGAAAGCAGGUGCAUGAUACUGUUAAUGCUUGUAUUGAGAUUGCCUGCCUGGUGCUAUUCGUACUGACUGUAUGCUACGAUAAAUACUCUCAGGCGCCGGCGCCACAGCCUACGCGUAAGGUUAAGAAGAGGGACGCAGAGCAGAACAACCAUGAAACCGCAGUUGUAAUAAUGACGGAGAAGAAUCGCCUGCUUCUCGUAACGGAUCUACUGCGAGCUCUCAAAAACAACAUAAUUGAAUGCGAUACGGUGCUAUCGUCCUGGGAACUGCCACUGUUAUCCGAUUCGCUAGCGGCAGCCCUCGAACAAAUGUCACUUGGCCUCAAGUGCGAGAGUGGCGUACGGCUGAAACUCAUGGAUAGCCACUUGGGCGAGAUUAGGGAACUGAAAAAGUUGUUAAAAGACAAACUAAAAUUGAUCAAUAAAUCAAUUUAAUGCGAAUAGCGCUGUAUUCAAAUGCUAGGUUGUUAAAGCUACCGGGAAUGUUUUUAGGUUUGAGAACUGACUGAAUAGAAAACAAUCGAACGCGUCCGAAAAGCUGACUGCUAGGAUAUAAA
Messenger RNA from Topomyia yanbarensis, 3256 nucleotides. RefSeq names its product phagocyte signaling-impaired protein (gene psidin). Gene Ontology annotation, cellular component: NatB complex; cytoplasm. The record is from RefSeq and is a predicted model, not a curated record. The coding region runs from base 219 to 3134 and encodes 971 amino acids. The transcript is spliced from 8 exons. Gene Ontology annotation, molecular function: protein binding; protein-N-terminal amino-acid acetyltransferase activity. Gene Ontology annotation, biological process: N-terminal peptidyl-methionine acetylation. Lineage: Eukaryota; Metazoa; Arthropoda; Insecta; Diptera; Culicidae.